GAUGAGUACUAUAUAAAUGUAGAAAAAGGGAGGUCUUAAAAACAUACCAUAAUUGUAAAGGCAGGAGAAUCGGAGAGAGAAAAGAGUUCAGGUGAAUCAAUGGGUGCCGCCGGAAGUGGAAGAAGCUCUUCUGCAAGUACUAAUAACAUGCCGCAUUUCCAGAACUCCUAUCCCUCCCAUACCUCUAACCCUAACAGUGCCCUAACCAUCACCAACCUCAACCACAACGCCGACCAAACCCACCCUAUCAAUCAUCAUCAUGAUGAUCCUAAUAACCACUUCAACUAUAAUUACCCCAACCACCAUGAUCCUCCUCAAGCACCCGAACCCGACUUCCUUAAUAUUGUUGGUGAUCAUGAUGAUCAUCAUGUUCUCUACAACUAUGGUGGUGGUGCUCAUGCUGCUGAUGAUGAGUUUGUUAUGGUUGAUCAUCAUGAUCAUGAUGUUGUUGAGGUUGAGCACGAACACCAAGUCGAAGACGACGAAACAUUCUUUGGCCGUCUUCCCGCUGGCUACAAAUUCGAGCCCACCGAUGUCGAACUUCUUAGACACUACUUGUACAACAAAGUUCAUGGCCUCCCUCUCCCCCGUAACCGGAUUCUCGAUUUCAAUCUUUAUGACGAAAGUCCUGAAUCCAUCAAAGGUAAGUAUCCGAGUAUAAACAAUCGUUGGUACGUAUUCACAUCACGGCAGAAAAAGUAUCCGAAGGGGUAUCGGCCGAGCCGAUCAGCACCCGGUGGGUUCUGGAAGGCUACUGGAGCAGACGUCCCAAUAAGAGUGAAGCCUGGGGUCGAAGAACUUGGAUACCGCAAGUCAUUGGUUUAUCAUAAAGGAAAACCUCCCCACGGGACGAAGACCGGCUGGAUCAUGCAUGAGUUCAAGCUAAAGCACACUCCGGCUCCAGCUAAUGGCGCCAAUGCCAAUCAUAUGAGACUCGAUGAUUGUGUACUGUGUAGGCUGUACAAGAAACCUGAGCCAAAGGAAAGUCCUAACCGUCCGUCAUCCAAAGCCGCCCGCAAGGAGAAAGGUGGUAGUAGUUCAAAAGCAAUUACUACUACUACUGCUACUCAAAAUGAGUAUGAAACCAUGCAAAAUGGUGGUCAGAAUUUUCCCAAAUUCGCUGCUCCUCCUCCUCCUCCUCCUCCAUCCCAUCACAUCUAUGAUGCGGGAGGAAAUAAUGGUGUUCCAUUAUUAUCUGCUGCGCGUUCAUCAUCAUCCUCUUCUUAUGAUCAUGGACGACUACUAAAUCAUCCAACCCUAGCUCCUCCAUAUCCGCCUCUUCUCCAAACCAGCUCCAGCUCUGUCGUUGACCUCCCAUCAAUUCAAUGUCACUUGGCCUGCUGCAGCCAGCUCAUGCAUCCGCAACCGCAACCUCAAGGUUACUAUGGCGCGCCACUCGUGGCAGCCGGUGGUGUCGGUGAUGGUUAUGUGAGACGGGAGGAUUACUUGAGUGGUCGCUAUAAUCCAUUUAAAUCGAGCUUCUUUACCAAUUCACAGGUUGAUGAGAGCCAUGAUGGUUUUACGAGACAAGAGGAUGAGUUGGGGCACCAUGUUUUCCCUUAUAAUAACUACUCUAGCUUUGCUAAUAAUCCACCGGAAGCUGAUGAGAUUUAUAAUAUGCUCGCUUCUUCACCGCCCUCCUUUCAGCAGCAACAAUUCCCAAGUGGAAUCGUCCUUGACUAGCAAGUCACCUGGAGGAGAGGAAGAAGAAGAAGUUUGGUGGAAUUGAUGAUCCAGAAAAUUGAUUCGUCAAAUAUAUCCCAGCAUAUAUUGGUUUUUGUUUUUGGCACUUGUUGAUAGAAUAACUUUUCUUUGUUUUCUACAUUUCUUUGAAUGUUGAACUCCUUACGUUC
Molecule: messenger RNA, 1853 nt
Organism: Oldenlandia corymbosa var. corymbosa
Lineage: Eukaryota; Viridiplantae; Streptophyta; Magnoliopsida; Gentianales; Rubiaceae
Source: the annotation of a GenBank genome assembly